GCGUAAACGUGCAUUUGCAAACGAACUGUCCGACGGUGCGGAGGACAAAAACGCAGACAAUUUUCUCCAACAAAUUUGCGCAAAGCAACGGUAUUUCAUAAAAUAAAAAAAAUAGCAGAGACAAUAUUUACUUUUUCUAAUUGCCAUACAACAGUUUUUCUCAAGCUUUUUGCUUUUGUAGCGUCGCGGAAGAAUUAUGCAAAUGAGAUGAAAAUAACAAAAUAAAUAAAUUAAUUAAAAUUUAGAGUGAGAAUUAAUGUAAAAAAUAUGAAUGAAAAUGAAUGGUGCAAAAUAUGUGAUAAUAGAGAAAUAAAAAGAUUUGAGCGUCGCUAACUACAGACCAAAGGUGAAUUUUUUAGUGUGAAAAGCUAAAGAAAAAUUAUUUAUUUUCCUCCAAAUGGUGCUAACUCUUAGCUACAACUUUGUUGCUACCAAAAUCUGAUUCAAAAGAAAGGAAAAGAGUUUACUAGCUGACCACUAGUAGUACUACACACUAACAUAUAUGAUGCAAAUGAAACAAUUAAUAUUUCAAGUACAAUAAUAAUUAAAUUUCAAUUAUAACAACUAAAUAAAAAUAAUUUAAAAUUUAUUUCGAAUAUAAAUUUACAUUAUUACAUUAAAUGCGUUAACAUAUGUCUCUUUCGACUAUAGCUGCUGGCUUUUCAAGCUGACGCCUGAGCGUCGAGUCGAGAAAAGAGCACAAUAGAGCGCAAAGAAUGUACGGCAGAAAGAAAGCAGCAAAGUAGAAAGAAAAGUUGAUGGCAAAUAUAUACAAAUAUAUAUAAAAACAUAUACAAAAACAAAUGUAUGGGGAGAGAAAGGAAAAGAAAUAAUAGUAAAAGCCAAAGACAAACUCGAAAGACAACGGAAGCCACCAAAGAACAAUACAACAAACACCCCACCAAACACAAAGGAAUAACGAAAUAAAAGAAAUUCAAAAUAUUGCCAGUAAUAAGUAGCAAUUGAAACUAACACAUACACAAUCACACACAAAAUAAACGCGCGUUAUAUUACACCACCGAUACGAAUUGAUGCGGAGCAGCAACAAUAACAAUUGAUAAGCAAAAGUUCCUAAGCAACUUGUUAAACAGACACAAUUAUAAGUUGUGGAAUGCUACAAAAUAACACACAAACAUACAUAUAAAACAAAUUUAAAGUUAAUAUUAGAACAAAAAAAAAAAACAACAACAAUAAUUGCCACCGGAGUGACGCGCACGUGGUAAUUGUAGUAAUUGCGCCACAUGUUGCCAAUGUGAACACUGUUGCAUGCAUACACAAAUACAUAUACGAAGGGGGCAUUGCAAAAACAAAUAAAAAAUUUACAACAAAAUUGAGUUUGUAAAAGCAGAAAGCAUGCAUGCAAUGGAAGUUUGAACUCAAUUACUCAAACUCAAAUUUAAAAAUAAAACUAAACAAAUGAAUACAUGCAUAUGCAAAUAACAAAUAUUACACCAAAAUAAGAGUAAAUAAGUGUUGUUUACAUAUGUGAGUAAACAAGCAGAUGGACUUGGCGACCGUACCACCGGAGCUGGAGGAGCUCCUCAUCUGCAGCUGUUGCCAUUUGCCCUUCAACGAUAACGACGCCCUGCCCAAGCUGUUCACGUGUCGCCACUACUUCUGCCUCAAAUGUGUCAAUUCGUUGCUGCGCGAAGGCAGCGACGAACUUUACUGUGUACACUGCUGGAAGCGUACCGAACUGCAGGGACCCGAGCCACGUACCGACAGUUUACCCACCUACAAUGCGAUUUUGUAUCUCACACAGAAUUUGACUGCGCUUAGUUUUAAAAUGAAAUUCGGCGAACGUGAUCGUCAGCAGCGUUCGUCGUCGAUUGCAUCGAAUGGCUCCACCGGUGCGCUUAGCGGGAGUGGUGUAAUUAAUAAUUGCGGCAACAACAAUAACAAUAAUAACAGUAACAAUAGCAAUGGCAGUAAUGGCAAUCUAAGUAGUAUUGGUGUAGGCAACAACAACAACAACAAUUUGGAUAAAUUGAAAAUGGCCGAAAAUUGCAUGACACAUGCCAUGCCCAACACUCUGUGGUGUAGCGCGUGUAAUAUACUGCUGUGUCGCGCCUGUGCCGCCACCGAAGAGCAUCGCACACAUUUGGUGAAGAAUAAAAUCGAAGCCAAGGAAUCACUGUACGCGGACAUAUCAAAAGAGCUGCUCGGCAUGCAGAAGACGCUGAACGAUGUGCAGCAUUUGGUAUUGAAGCAACGUGAUUUUCUGCUCAAAAUAUUGGAGAGCUGCACCACGCUCAAGACACAAAUCGAAACGGAGCUGCUGAAUCAUAUGCCUACCUUGGAGUUUUCCGAAAUACGUGAGAAUUUAUGCAAAGCGCGUCUAUGCCUCGAGAUAAUCGACAAGCAGACGCCAGCCGAGGCUAUGAAGCUCUAUGCCACACUGCAUGCCGAGAAGCAACGGCUCAUGGCCAAGUAUCAGGAGAUGUUUCUACAAUGCAAAUUGGACGAUAUGAUACGCAAUUGUGGUUAUGUCUUCGAUUUUGAUCUUAUCAAGCAGGCGCUUGUGCAAAUGCACAAUUGCGUGCUCAAUGGCGGCAAUUUGGAUAACUUCGGUGUGGGUUCGGUAAUUGGCGGUCUCAAUGGCAUAACGGCGGGUGCUCAUCAGAAUCCGGUUUUGCUGUUGGCCAACUAUUGCAUUUCACAAUUGUAUUCGCGUCAUAUGUUGUUGCUGAAGCAACAGCAACAGCAGCAACAACAACAGCAACAGCAGCAUGCACAACAACAACAGCAACAUCAGCAGCAGCAACAGCAUUUGCUGUCGAACGGUUUGCUCACCUCGAUGAUAUCGCAUGUGAGUCUCUCCACAACCAUUAACGGUAAUUUGCCCACCUCGAAUGCCAAUUUCACGCACGCAACAUACGCACAGGCACUGCAACAGAAUCAGACCUCGAGCAAUAGCGUAACACAGCAACAACAACAAGCCAACAAUCCAACAUCGCCCGUACACAAGACUUACGCCGACAUCAUUGCGCUCUCGAGCAAAUCUAGCACCAGCUUACAAACUGCUCAACAGCAGCAACAACAGCUGCUGCAACAACAACAAUCGGUUAGCGGUAGUUUCUCGGAAAUCGCACCAAUUGGUACACCGGCAACAACAUCAAAUACAUCAGUGGUGGUUGGCGCACAACGCAACAACAGCUCACAUCUAUUCUCUAGCGCUGAUCUUAACGGUCUAGGUCUAAGCUUACUACACCUUCAACAACAGCAGCAGAAUGCUGCGACUACACAACAACAAACGAAAUCAUCACUACUACUCAAUCCCAGCGUACACGUCUAUCCCAUCUAUUAUUUCAACAUCGAAAUCAACGGCCAACACUCGGGACGCAUACUCAUCGAGGUGCGCAGCGAUGUGGCGCCGAAAAUGGCGAAGAAUUUCAAUGCACUCGCCACGCAAGAGCUCGGCUACGGUUAUAAGGGCUGCCACAUCUUCCAGUGUUGGGAAAACGAGAGUAUUAUUACCGGCGAUUUUGAAUUGAAUAAUGGGCGUGGCGGACGUUCGGUAUACGAUGAGGGCUUCUUUAUGCCCGACGAUACAAAAAUACUAGCCAUACGCGGUUCGGUUGGCAUGCGGCGCAGUCAAAAGCGUCACGAUAAUUUAGGUCUAGUAGGUUCACAGUUCCGUAUAAUUUUAAGGGAAAUGCGCGGUUUUACAGGUAUAUUUGCAUUUGUGAUCGAGGGUUUGGAUUUGGUCGAGAAGAUAUCGCAAACCGGUGAUGCGACUGGUAAGCCACAGAGUAGUGUUAUGGUUGUAAGUUGUGGCAAAUACCAGUUGGGUUAGGCCCCACUAAGGUUUGGGGUAGUGGUUAAUAAUUUAAGAAAGGUAAUAGUUUGAAUAAUGCGAACUUUUUUAAUGAGCGUACGUUAAAAUAGUAUUUUAAAAUAUUAUGAGUUUACAUUUUCUACCUACGUAUGUAUAUAUAUUAUGUUUUUAGAUCAUAUUGGUCUUGAAGACUAUGAACGUGCGAAGAUAGGAAUGUAUUCAUGAUAAUUCGAAAAAGUUGCAGGACCGUUAUUUUAGAGAACAAGUAGUUUUCGAAAAUUACGAUUUUUAAACGUAUAAAUAUACUUUAAUUGUAAUGUUACAUAUAAAUUGAUAACAAAUAGGCGAGCGUUGAAGAAUUGUAGAAGAAGUUAGAACCUUUUUUAAUUUUUUUUAUUUAUAAAAAUUAGGUCGAGUCUAAACGACGUAGGAAAAAAGGUUAUGUGGAAAAUCGUAUAUUGCGAGUGCUUCACCAGCAAGUAGGGGUUACUUUUAAUGGUUUAUAAAAAUUUAAAAAAUCAGAAAAGAGUCUCAUUAAAAGUAAAAAUAUACAAGCGAUAUAUGAAUAUAAAUGCAGGCUUAAAUAUAUAUGUACAUAUUUUUCCAAAAUCUCCACCUUAAAUUUCUGCAGCUAAUAGUUUUUUUCAGUUUAUAUCUCUUUAUCGGGAUUGUAAAUGAACUCAAUUUACUAUUACUGAGCAAUUAAUUGCGAAAGUGAUAUCAUUGAAUAUUCAAGAAAGCCUGGCAACUAACAUUCACAUUUAAUCGGAUAAUAUCAUCACUCUUUCAAAUUAAAUAGUAAUUCUACUUAAUUUAUUUUAUAAAAACACUUAACUAAUUAAAUCACGUUUGUUUGUCAUGUUAUUCAUAUAAAUUUGUGACUAAAUUAAAAAUUUAAUUUAAUUGUUUACAUUUUUAUCGCUGUAAGAGUAAUUGAACAGUCACUCCCUUAAGUAUAGUCACUUAAUAAACAAUGAACCAAUAAACAAGUCACUUAAUAAACCAAGACAAUUUACAAAUUUACAUGAAUAAUUUUCACACUUUCUCAAAUAUAAUUAUAACUGAGUGACUCGAAAACAUUUUUAUAGGCUUUUCGCACAGCCAAAUUAAUUGAUGAAUUAAAAUUAUAAUUGAGAAAGAUUUUGCCCUUCGCACUGCCGGCUACUCGAUAAACGAUCAGCUGUUAUACAUUUUUGUUUUUGCAUUUCAUCAUCUGUUUGAAUUUUAUCAAUAACCACAACCAUUAUUUCCGAUACCUACAAUCGAGUAGUAUUACUGCUACUUUAUCAAAAAAUACCAAAUUUACAGAGUGAACAACAACUCGCAGAAAAAGAACGUAUAUGUAAUUACAAAUACGUUCAUUGGCGCAGAGUUGCAUUGCAUUUUCAACCCGAUUUAUAUUCGAUUAAAAAUAAAGGGAGAAAAAUAAAUCAGCGCUUUAAUCGAGCAAAGGCUGGUUAAUUGAUUAAGUAAGUCCUGUGCGAAAAGGCUAUUAAUUGAACUGAUGAUUUAAUUGAACUGAUAUUUUGAAUGUUUUACUAUUGAAAGAGUGACUAAAUUAAAAACAUAAUUGGUUCAGUUUGGAACUUAAUUGAAUACCUAAAGCUAGAUUUUUGAAGUACAAUCGAAGGGUUUAUUUUAUG
Zeugodacus cucurbitae (melon fly) is the source of this 5421-nucleotide messenger RNA. RefSeq names its product kinesin-related protein 6. Gene Ontology annotation, biological process: protein peptidyl-prolyl isomerization. The transcript has 2 exons. The coding region runs from base 1502 to 3796 and encodes 764 amino acids. The record is from RefSeq and is a predicted model, not a curated record. Gene Ontology annotation, molecular function: peptidyl-prolyl cis-trans isomerase activity; zinc ion binding. Lineage: Eukaryota; Metazoa; Arthropoda; Insecta; Diptera; Tephritidae.